This is a messenger RNA of Akanthomyces muscarius, 1782 nucleotides long. RefSeq lists its product as uncharacterized. The transcript has a single exon. Bases 1 to 1782 code for a protein of 593 amino acids. The record is from RefSeq and is a predicted model, not a curated record. NCBI's taxonomy places the organism in Eukaryota, Fungi, Ascomycota, Sordariomycetes, Hypocreales, Cordycipitaceae. Gene Ontology annotation, molecular function: protein binding.
AUGCCGCCGACGAAACGACGGUUGUCAUUCGACACGGCCGAGGCUAAUGCGCCAGCCAAACGACACCGAGCGCGCGACACGUCGAGCACGAUCACGACUCCGACACUCCCGCCCAAGGACUUUAUCUCCCGAGUCUCUGAUGAGGUUCUUGUCCGAAUCCUCUCCUACAUGAACGAGAGUUCUCUUCUCGACGUGGGAAUCGUCUCCAAGCGCUUCCACGCCAUCGCCUCCGACUCCCAGCUCUGGCGCCCACACUACUAUCGUCGCUUCGUGCUUCCUCGCGCCCAUCGCAUACCAGGCUUCAAGAAGGCACGGAGCACUUCAAGCCUACACUCUCUAUCCAAGGGCAACGCUUCCGGUGCCGAUGCUGCUGACGGUGCCUUGGCCUGGAGGAAACCGGCGUCGACCAAGCGCUGGAACGCCGGCCAGGAGCAGGUCGUGGACUGGGUCGACUGGAAGAAGCAGUACCGCCUGCGCCAUAACUGGGCACGAGGGCGCUGCGCCGUCGAGCAAGUCGACGUGCACAACUCCAAGGAACAGACGGCCGUAACUGCGCCGCCAGAGUGGCAGACGCUUAUCAAGGUUGUCGAAGGCAUCGCCGUGACAGCAGACUCCGUGUCAGGCCUGCGCGCUUGGGAUCUGCGCACGAGGCAACCCAUCGCACAGGCGUCGCUACAUUUCGAUCGCGCGACCCGAUUACGACCAAGCUGUCUGGCCGUCGAUGACACUCGCCUGGGCCGAGGCCAGGUAGAUGUCGCUGUCGGAUUCGAAGACGGCACCUCGGGAGUUUGGCGCCUUGAUGCCCACCGAAACGCUCUACGGUUACUCUGCCGUCAAGAGAAGAGCUUCCUCGGAGGACUGCUUGCUAUUGCCUACGGGUAUCCAUACUUAUUGACAGCUACGCAACUUGGCUUCAUCGCACUUUAUACAUUUAGCAAUCCAUCCGCCGACAACACUUCCGACGCUGGCGACGAUACCGACAACGAAGUCGCACGGGAAGCAUACACACAAUCACCAGAUGAUAUAGAUGACGACCAUGUCACACUACCAGCACCAUAUCUCCUCACAUCACUCAAAUCACAUAGUACGCAAGGGCCACUCGCGUUAUCCUUGCGCAAGAAUGCGGCGUCUGUCGUCGCAUCAAUAGCAUAUACAUUCAAUACCGUUGGCGGAUGGUCCAUCGGCAUCCAGGACCUCGAUAUUCGCCCAUCCGGCGCAGUAACUUCGCGCGUCGCGUCAUCACUACCUACACAAAUACGAUCUGGCCACUCAUCGCCCUCCUCUUCUCCCCUACAGCCAAGUGUAUAUCGCUUUGGCAGUCCCGACGAGCCCGGGCCUACCAAACUACGAUACAGCCACCCAUAUCUACUGGCCACACUGCCAGACAACACACUGGUCCUACACCUGUGCACAUCAACCACCUCCUCACUGAUCAUCUCGUCCGGCAUUCGUCUCUGGGGCCACACGUCGGGCAUAUCUGACGCGGAGAUAACGCCGCGCGGCAAAGCAGUCAGCGUAAGCACGCGAGGCGAUGAGAUCCGUCUCUGGGAGCUGGAAGGCCGUCCCAGCUCCCGCAGCGUUGCAGUCAGGCCACGACUGCAGGAAGCCGAGAACAGUCUGUCAAUGGAUGACAGACGAGAGGGGAGCGCGCCGCGGACGCCGACCAAGAUGGACCUGGACGACGGACGGCGCAACCUGGUGGGCUUUGACGACGAAGUGGUACUGGUGCUCAAGGAGGCGAGCGACGGGAGGGACAGCCUCAUGCUUUACGACUUUACGUAA